Pygocentrus nattereri (red-bellied piranha) is the source of this 4390-nucleotide messenger RNA. Its product is annotated as antigen WC1.1-like. Bases 107 to 3280 code for a protein of 1057 amino acids. NCBI's taxonomy places the organism in Eukaryota, Metazoa, Chordata, Actinopteri, Characiformes, Serrasalmidae. The record is from RefSeq and is a predicted model, not a curated record. The transcript is spliced from 20 exons. Gene Ontology annotation, cellular component: membrane.
CUCUCUCUCUCUCUCUCUCUCUCAGUUUCUUCAGUCUCUCUGGGGGAGUAGAGGGGAAGCUUGUUCAGCUGCUGAAAAGGACGGACUGUGCGCAGGUCAGAGGGAGAUGGACAGCUGUGUGGCUCUAAUUCUCCUGUCCUCCAUAAUCACACUCACCACAGCUGUCAGUGUGAGGUUGGUGGAUGGUGGUAGUCGCUGUGAAGGGAGAGUGGAGGUCUAUCGUGAUGAUCAGUGGGGAACAGUGUGUCGUCAUGACUGGGAUAUGACAGAUGCUGCAGUGGUGUGUAGAGAGCUGGACUGUGGAGAGGCUCAGAAUAUUCCUCAGUUUGGUCCAGGAUCAGGACCAAUAUUGAUGGGAUAUGUGUGGUGUCGUGGAUCAGAGUCUACACUGAACAGCUGUAAUUUUCUUUCAAGUUUUGGUUAUUUCUGUAAAUCUCAUGAUCUGGACGCUGGAGUCACCUGCUCAGGUCGCAUCUCUAGACUUGCUGAUGGUCCUCAUCUGUGCUCUGGGAGAGUGGAGGUGCUUCGUGGAGGGACCUGGUCCACAGUGUGUGAUGCUGGCUUUGACCAGCAGGAUGCAGAGGUUGUGUGUCGAGAGCUGGGCUGUGGGCUUCCUGUGGAGGUGCUGGGAGCAGCUGCUUUUGGCAGAGGGGAGGGUCAGGUGUGGUCAGAGGAGCUUCAGUGUAGAGGCAAUGAAGCUGAGAUUUAUUUGUGCCCAACAUCUUCACUGAAACACAGCUGCACAAACACAGCUGCACAAGCUCAUGACAGUGAUGUGGGUCUGGUGUGCUCGGGUCACAAUGAAGCUCGGCUGGUGAGUGGCUCUGACUCCUGUUCUGGUCGAGUGGAGCUCCAGUACCUCAGUGAGCGAGGCACAGUGUGUGAUGUAAGCUGGGAUAUGAGAGCUGCCAGUGUCCUCUGUGGUCAGCUGAACUGUGGGAGUGCUGUGGCUGUGUUGGGCUCAGACUGGUUUGGGGAGGGGAGUGGCCGGAUCUGGGCUGAUGUGUUUGAUUGUCAGGGGAACGAAACACACCUGUCAAAAUGUCCCAUUUCAUCAUGGAGUCGAACUGCAUGCUCUCAUAAACAAGACGUUGGAGUCAUCUGCAAAAAUUCCUCUCUGCCAUCUCAUGAGGAGCAAGUGCGGUUGUCUGGAGUGAUGGAGUGUGAGGGGGAGGUGGAGGUGUACUUCAGGCAGGACUGGAGGAGAGUUCUGCUGGACUUCUGGAGUGAGUCUGUGGCCUCUGUGGUCUGCAGACAGCUGGGCUGUGGCUCCGUGAUCAGGAUCUCCAACUCUUCUACAUCCAGUCCUGAACACAGUCACAUGUGUGUAACAGGUUUCAGUUGUUCUGGGAGUGAAGCUCAUCUGGGGAACUGCAGCAGUGCACAAGCAGUCAACUGCAGCUCCAGAGAACAGCUCUCAGUCACCUGCUCUGGUAAGUUUAAUCCAGCUCACAGCUCCAUCAGGCUGGUUGGUUCUGGGGGAGACUGUGCAGGAAGGGUGGAGGUUUUCCACAACGGUUCAUGGGGGACAGUAAGUGAUGACUUGUGGGACGAUAAGGAUGCGCAGGUGGUCUGCAGACAGCUGCAGUGUGGAGUGGCCCUCAGUGCUGUUGUACCAGCCCAAUUUGGACCAGGAACUGGACCCAUAUGGCUGAAUGAGGUGGAGUGUGAGGGGAACGAGACGUCCCUGUGGAACUGCAGAUUUCACCUGUGUGGAGAGGACGAAUGUGGGCACAAGGAUGACGUAGGAGUCGUGUGUUCAGAGUUUAAAGAGUUCAGACUCACUGAGGGCUGUGAGGGGAACCUGGAAGUAUUCUACAAUGGAACCUGGGGUAAUGUGUGUGUAAAUGGGAUGGAUGAAGAAACAAUAAGUCUCAUCUGUCAGGAGCUGAACUGUGGAAGAUCUGGCAGUGAGAAGGCUUCCAAAGCAAGAGUGGAAUCAGCUCCUAACUGGCUGGACAAUCUGAAAUGUAGGAAACAUGAUUCCACUCUGUGGCACUGUCCAUCUUCACCCUGGAGACAAAAUAACUGUAUUAACCGCAAUGAAGUGGCUGAAAUAACCUGUUCAGAAAAUGAAGAUGAUCGUGUGUUACGAAGCCAUCUGACAUGUUCUUCAUCUCCUCAUCACAGACAGUGCUCAAAUCACUUGCCUCUCAGGCUGAGAGGAGGAGAAGGAAGCUGCUCUGGGAAGCUGGAGGUGUUUCACAAUGCUAAGUGGGGGUCUGUCUGUGCUGAUCUGUGGGACAUUAGGGAUGCUCAGGUGAUCUGCAGGCAGCUGGGCUGUGGGCCGGCGCUGAGUGCUGAUGGGAGUGCUGUCUUUGGUGCUGGUGAAGAGCCUAUCUGGCUGAACAGAGUGAAGUGUAGAGGGAAUGAGAUUCACCUGUGGGACUGUCCCCAUUCCCUGAAGAACCACACUGACUGCUCCCACAAGCAGCACGCUGGAGUCACCUGUGCAGACAUAUCUGUACCUUCUACUGCUGCAACCAUAAUUACAACCACCACUUCCACCAUUGCAGUUGGUCAGACAACAAAGGGAACAAUAACUCUUCCGUCAGCUCUUCCAGUGGAUGAUCCCUCCAUCUAUCCAGUGCCUCUCCUGGUUCUGGGAGCAGUGCUCUUUCUGGCCUUAGUGCUGUUGGUUGUGCUGUUUUACCAGAACAGAGUGCUCAGGAGAGGGCUCUCUAAGAUGAGGCGUAAGACUCUGACUGAGGUAGUCUAUGAGGAGAUCGACCGCAGAUACAUUACUAAAAGAAAUGAUUUGACUCAAAGGGGAAGUGUCUUCUCUGAAGAACAGCAUUCAGGAUAUGAGGAUGUGGAUGAGGAGCUUCUCUCAGGAAGUGUCUUCUCUGAAGAACAGCAUUCAGGAUAUGAGGAUGUGGAUGAGGAGCUUCUCUCAGCAAAGUCCAUGACUGGAGUGAAGGCAGAAUAUUAUGAUGAUGUCACCACCAAUGGUCUGAUAAGUGACUCAGCAAAAGAGGACACAGCAGAGAGCUAUGAUGAUGUUAUCACUGCUGGAGAGAUCUCUGAUGGUGUAGCAGAUGAAGUAGCAGAGAAUUAUGAUGAUGUCAUCACUGCUGAUCAGAGCUCAGCUGCUGUAACAGAAGACAUGACAGAUAACUAUGAUGAUGCUGUUACUGCUGGACCAAACUCCAACAUUAUGACAGUGGACACACCAGAGAACUAUGAUGAUGUCAUCACAGCUGAACAGGAUGUAGGAGGAUUAAAUGGUGCGUACCUGAUCACUAUGAUGAUGUGGAGGAGGAGCCUCAGACAGAGAUGAAUCAUGUGACUGAGAGACCACAGCCAGUGUCUUUCCUCAGGAAACUACAUUCAAACCUCUUCAAGCUCAAGAAAUGAUUUUAUCAUCAAUCACAAGUCAAAAUGGUUUAUGGAGCAUAAAUGAGAUAAAGUGGCUUAAACAUCCCCUAAUUGAUGUAAACCAGUUACAGUUAUAAAUUACACCUUUUUGACAAUUGAGUUUUUCCAAACUUAGAAACAUUUACUGACACAUCUCACCUCAUUAAGUUAUUCCAUCAGAAUGAUUAUGAUCUUACUUUGAUCUCUUAAUCCAACUUUUUUAUCUUCAUUUUGUGUCUGAUGUGAUGAAGGUCAUCAGUUUUCAAAAGCUUCCUUUUUUAAUUAAAGUUUAAGGAAAUGAUUAUUUUGGACUGAAGCUCUCAAAUUAAAGGUGUGUUGAUUUUCACUGUAGAUCAUUUUGAGGGUGAAGAACUGAAAGAUGUUCUGGUCAGAAGUGAAUGUUCAGUGAUCUUCAGUCAGAAACAGGAAAGUGCUGUUUCACUGAAACUGACUUGUAUAACAGUUUUCUAUGAUCAGUGUUAGCACUAAAAUCAAGCAGCCACUUCAUAACUGUUUACUGUAUUUGUUUUGAUCAUCCCCUUUAUACAUCUAUAAAAUACAUCUAUAAAAUAAAUAUGUAUUCUGAUACUUUAAAUAAAAAAUGUAAAGCAACGUUUUAUUUAAAUGAUCAAACAAAAUAUUUUACAUCAAUUUAAACCUCAAAAUUGCUUCAAAUCCAGUUCCACUUUUUACUUCUUAUAUUGUAAGAAAAGGAUUUGAUACAUUCUCUCUCACACUUUUUGCAUCUUUUAAUGAUUGUGUGAUUAUUAAGCUGAUAAUAAUUUGAGAUUCUUUCCUAACAGGAAUAAUAAUGACUGCAUGUUGAAUUCUGUAUCUGGAGUUUCUUAUGAUUUAAAUAUGAGUGGAAUCUGUUAUUGAGGUCUGAGAGAUUAUUCUAUUCUCCUCUCUUCUCUGGGCUCAUCAUUGAAAGCAGAGUUUUAAUACUUCUUUCUCUUUUUGUUUUGUUUUUUCCUUUUUCUUUUAUUUCUGUUUUAAAUAUAAACUGUUCUUUGAAUAAAUCACAUAAGGACUA